Cryptomeria japonica (Japanese cedar) is the source of this 2671-nucleotide messenger RNA. Its product is annotated as pentatricopeptide repeat-containing protein At1g11290, chloroplastic-like. The transcript has 3 exons. NCBI's taxonomy places the organism in Eukaryota, Viridiplantae, Streptophyta, Pinopsida, Cupressales, Cupressaceae. Gene Ontology annotation, biological process: RNA modification. The record is from RefSeq and is a predicted model, not a curated record. Gene Ontology annotation, molecular function: RNA binding; protein binding. Bases 363 to 2021 code for a protein of 552 amino acids.
UGAACGUUUACUAAAUUUGAAUUUGGGUUUUCAUUUUAGCUUGUCUUCUGAAGAAGUGCUAAUGAAUUUUUAGGCGAACAAACAUGGUGGGCGACCGCUUCUAUGAUAAUGAGAAUAGCAAAACUGUUUGGAUAAUGCUCGCAAAGUGUUUGACAAAAUGUCUGAACCAAAUGCAUCGCAAGCGAUUCACAAAAUUUACAAACCGAAUGCUUUUUAUGGAAUGUGAUGAUUAGAGAGUGUGCUAGGAAUGGACUUCACAAAGAGGCUCUUAAAGUCUAUUGCAAAAUGUAUGAGGGAGGCAUACAGCCAGACAAUUUCACGUUUUGCGCAGUGCUGAAGGCGUAGGGAACUCCUUGAUAGAUAUGUCUGCCAAAUGCAAGAAGGUUGAGAUUGCACGGCAAGUGUUUGACAAGAUGCCCACAAGAAUGGUGGUUUCAUGGAGUGCAAUUAUUGCUGCAUAUGCGCCGAAUGGGCAAGACAAGGAAGCUUUGGAACUCUUUGCUCAGAUGCAACUAGCUGAUGUCACACCUAAUUCUGUCACUAUGGUCAGCGUACUCCAGGCAUGUGCCCAUUUAGGAGAUUUGGAGCAAGGGAAGCAAAUCCAUGAUUAUAUAAUCCAAAGUGGAUUGAAGUCGGACAUUUUUGUGGAGAAUUCCCUUAUUGCCAUGUAUGCUAAAUGUGGGAAUUCGGAGCUUGCAAGUCAGUUGUUUGAGUACAUAUCUAAAAGCGAUCUGGUUUCAUGGAAUGCUAUGAUUGCUGGGUAUGCUGAGACUGGACGUGCCAAUGAGGCUUUAGCAAUAUUUAAUCAAAUGCAGCAGGCAGGUGUAGCACCUGAUUCCAUCACUGUGGUGAGUCUGCUUCAGGCAUGUGCCCGUGAAGGCAAUUUGCAAAAGGGCAAGUGGAUUCAUUAUUAUAUAAUUCUAAAUAGGUUUGACUCUGAGAUUUUUGUAUUAAAUUCAUUGAUCGACAUGUAUGCAAAGUGCGGGGUUGUUGAGAGUGCACGUCAGGUUUUUGACAAAAUGUCAAAAGAAAAUUUAGUAACAUGGAAUGCAAUGAUUGCUGGAUAUGUUCAUAAUGGACAUGCCGAAGAAGCUUUGAUGCUUUUUGGUCAAAUGAAACAAAGAAACAUUGAACCUGAUUCAGUGACAAUGGUGAGUCUACUCCCAGCAUGUGCUCACUUAGGGUUCCUGAAUCAAGGGAAGUGGUUCCAUGAUUAUAUAGUUCAAAAUGGAUUUGAGAUGAAUCUUCCUAUUGGGAAUUCCUUGAUUGACAUGUAUGCCAAAUGUGGGAGCAUAGUUGCCGCACGAAAAUUGUUUGAUAGAAUGUUGCAGAGAGAUGUGGUCUCAUGGAGUGCGAUGAUUUGUGGGUAUGGUAUGCAUGGACACGUCAAAGAUGCUCUUGAACUAUUUCAUCAAAUGCAACAGACAGGCACAAAGCCAAACCACAUCACCUUUGUUGGUGUUUUGUCUCCAUGUAGUCAUGCAGGUUUGUUGGAGGAGGGAUGGAAGUAUUUUGAUUGCAUGGUUCAAGAAUACUGUAUCACACCUAGCAUGGAACACUAUUCCUGCAUGGUUGAUCUUCUUGGGCGCUGUGGAAAUCUUGUCGAGGCAGAAUGCUUUAUCAAAAACAUGCCUUUUAAACCAGGUCCAAGUGUGUGGGGGGCCUUGCUUAAUGCCUGCAGGAUCCAUGGCAAUAUUGAGCUAGGAGAACUUGCAGCAGAAUGCCUUUUCGUCUUAGAGCCUAAAAAUGAUAGUUCUUAUAUUCUAUUAUCAAACAUUUAUGCAGCAGCUGGAAGGUGGGAUGAUGUAGAUAAGUUGAGAACGGCAAUGCAAGGCAGGGGCUUGAAAAAGAGACCAGCGUGCAGUUUAAUUGAGGUAGACAAUAAUAUUCAUGCAUUCCUUGUAGCAGACAGUUUGCAUCCUCAAAAUGAAGAGAUUAAUAAAAUGUUAAAGAUGUUGAUAAUGGAGUCAUCGACUCAUCAGGAUGUGUCCCUAAUAUCAACUUUGUGCUGCAUAAUGUAGACUAGAGGUAAACUAAAACUUACUCUGCAGUCACAGUGAGAAGCUUGAAACUGCUUUUGGGUUUCUCAGCACAAGACCUGAAACUGCCAUCCGUAUCACGAAAAUCCUUCGUGCUUAUGUUGACUGCUAUGAUGUCACCGAAUUCAUCUCAAAAAUCAUUGACAGGGGAAAAACUACAGGGGAUUUAAAGAGAUUCCUAUCCUUUCAAAAUAUGUACAGCAAGCAUAGUAUUUCCUUGCUGAAAACUUAUCCAUAUAACAUGCCCUGAGAAGUUGUUGAGAGUUUAAUGGAUCCAGAGUGUAGUUGAGCUGAUACAUGUAAGUGGACAGGGUGGAUUGGCAAGUCUAGGUUUAUUCAUGAGUUUCUUCAUGUGAUUAUAACCCAUGGGAAUACAAAAUUUGAACACUCUAGUGGGUUGAAGUGAGUGAAAAUCACUUCUUCUUAAGAGGAGAUCUCACAUGCCAUACUCGUGGAGUACUGAUACGCCGCGACGAUUUUAUAAGACAUCGAGACUGAUGAGUCGGAUGGAAUCUGUAGAUUAAUUCCCUGGUUUUAGGGAAUGUACAGUUGAAGACUAAUUCCAUCUGUUUACAUCACAGGAAAAAUCAAUCUUUCAGAUUUUAUAAAUUUGAAUAUUAAAUUUAAUAUUU